Messenger RNA from Entamoeba invadens IP1, 1437 nucleotides. RefSeq lists its product as hypothetical. The transcript has a single exon. Lineage: Eukaryota; Evosea; Mastigamoebida; Endamoebidae. The record is from RefSeq and is a predicted model, not a curated record. The coding region runs from base 1 to 1437 and encodes 478 amino acids.
AUGUUAAAUGGAAACUUUGCGAUGCAAACGACACUUUUCAAUUAUCCAGAUUGUAUUUAUAAUUCAUCAGACCUUGACUUAUACACAACAAAUACAGAUACAACAACUACAAUUGGUGAUUUAAAUGUGUGGAAUACAAUAAUUUUUAUGAAAUCGUAUCAAUUAUUAAUUAUUGGAACCGAUAUUAUAUUAAAUUUAAACACACUUUUUAUCAUACAAGGAGGGUGUUAUUUUUAUGGUUCAGUCAGUAUCAAACACUCAAUAAUAUACUAUAAAACGAUAUUUAUAUACUUUGACACCACGCCUUCUUUUGGUCAUACUACUGGUUACUUAAAGAAUGACGUCAUUUUUUAUUUCAAAACAAAGAGCAGUUCUUUUAAUUUAAUUACAGAUGUGACCAAAUGUGAACAUGCUGUUAUGCAUUCUGACUCAGACUGUAGUACAAGUCAAAAAUGUUAUUUAAAUGGAAGUUCGAUUGUGACAACAGCCAAUACAUAUAAUGGAAAAACUAAUUUGUUUUGUGGACUCAAUACACUGCCUUUUUUAUUUGAUCUGGUAUUCUGUUCUACGUUUGGAGGAAGUUAUAAAAUUAGUGGAGAGUCUUACUGGAAUCAACUUUACUGUUUGGCAACGUAUUGUAACUUAAGUUCUACCAAUGUUAUUAAUAUCAAAAGAAUGGUUGUUGACAACACAUUUGGAGAUUUAAUUCUGAACACAGAUAUUGAUAUUGACUGCUUUGAGUUUGCUGCAAUAAAAACAUAUUACUUAACAAGAAAUAUAAAUAUAGCGACUUUGAAAAUUAAUAUACAAAACAAUAUGAAUACAAACAUUCUAUUUGUUAUUAAUAAUGGUACUUUGACUAUUCAAAAUAUCGAAAUUGGCUCUUCCAUGUCAAGUUGUUUUGAUGUUGUUUCAUCAAAAAAUUCAAUUACAGAAUACUCAAGUAUUAAAAUAACAAAUUCAAACUACAAAAUUAUGACUGAUUUACUCUCACAAAAAUUGUUAAGAAUUUGCCCAAUUAAUAAAGUAAAGUCAGCAACCAUCUGCAUCGAAAAGACAACUGCAACGUCAAUAACUUCCGAAUAUAAAUACCCGCACUGCCCUUGUACACAAUCAAAUUGCGUUGUACAAUUUUCUGGUGAUGUUUUUAAUUUACAAAACGUGGAAUUGCAAGGUACACUUUUGGUGAAAUAUCACUCAUCUACAAUGGAAUUAAUUAUUAAGAACAUUAAUUUUAUUAAUUUACUCAAAACAGAAUAUGGAAUGAAUAAUGCUAUUCACUUAUAUAAAUCCGAGAAUGUUAAAUUUGGGAAACUCACCCAUUAUGAUUCUACUCAAGUAUUAAAAUUUGACUCACCAUUUGUUGUUGACGGAACCAACAUUUUGAAAUGUGCUCUUUUUGCCGAAGGUCAUUUUACAAUAAACAAUUUACAUUGA